Molecule: messenger RNA, 939 nt
Organism: Rotaria socialis
Lineage: Eukaryota; Metazoa; Rotifera; Eurotatoria; Philodinida; Philodinidae
Source: the annotation of a GenBank genome assembly
AUGUUUUCUUUUAUGUUCACUGUAGUGAUUCCCAAUAUUCCAGUCAAUGCUCGAUGGUCACAUAUUGGAGUGACUGUCGCUGGAGGCUAUAGAGAAGGCUAUGCCACCAAUGAGCUCGAUCACCCAUGUGGUCUUGUGAUUGAUGAAGAUCAGGCAGUGAUCAUCGCUGAUAGCUACAAUGAUCGUGUCGUUCAAUGGAAGUUUGGUGAUACAAAUGGACAAGUUAUAGCUGGUGGUCGUGAUCGAGGAAAUCGAUUAGAUCAAUUGAAUGGACCAGUCGACGUGUUGAUCGAUAAAGAAACGGAUAGUCUUAUUAUAUCUGAUCGUGAGAAUCGACGCGUCGUAAGAUGGUCUCGUCGUAGCGGCACAACUCAAGGAGAAGUUCUCUUCAAGAAUAUCAAAUGUUAUGGGUUGGCCAUAGAUGAUCAAAGAUAUAUCUACGUCGCUGACACUGACAAACAUGAAGUAAGACGAUUUAGAAUAGGAAACAAGCACGGAACUGUCGUGGCUGGUGGCCACGGUAAAGGUGUUCAACUCAAACAACUCAAUGCGCCGACCUAUAUAUUUGUCGAUCAAGAGCAGGCUGUCUACGUGUCAGACAACAACAAUCAUCGUGUCAUGAAAUGGAAUAAAGGUGCAAGAAAAGGCAUUCUCGUCUGUGGGGGGCGAGGUGAAGGGAAUGCUCAUACACAAUUGUCGUAUCCUCAAGGACUCAUUGUCGAUACAUCGGGUACCAUCUAUGUGGCAGAUUCGAACAAUAAAAGAGUGAUGUGUUGGCCCAAAGGAGCGACACUCGGUACUAUUGCCGUCGAUGGAAAUGGUUCCAGAGAAGGGACUGAUCAGUUGAACAAUGCUGUCGGUUUGUCCUUCGAUCGACAUGUUACUCUCUAUGUUGUUGAUUCUUUGAAAGCUCGAGUACAACGAUUUUCGAUCGAAUAG